AUGUCAAAUAUAAGACGAUUGACACCAGCUCCCCCUCCAACAACAAAUGCUUGGGAUUUCAAUACAUUGGUAUUGUCCAAACCACAAGACAACAUAGUAGCAGCAACCACCACCGAUGCACCAAUUUGCAAACAAAAUACAGAGCCUGCAGGCCCACUGAAUCUACAUUUGGAAUCUCCAUCAGUAAUUCAGACCAGUGCCAGGGUUGCACCACUUUCAGAUGCAUCAUCAGUUGUUGAAUUACUGCAACCGAAAAUGGCUGCAAGAAUAACAAAUAAACCAACCAAAUUAGUAAACGUUGGAAACAGAGUCAAAGUUAAAAAGCCAACUCUUCCUAGAUCAUGGGAUAUCAAAGGUGGAACAAACUUGCUCAAGUAUAAGGUUACAGACAGGCACACCAAGCAGCCCAUUUCAAUGUCACAACCAGAUUUGAGGUCGACAGAACCAGGGGCAGAAGAGGCAGCCACUACCACCACCAUCACCACCACCACCACCACCACUAGUACUGCUGCAUUAUCAACCACUACACUACCAACAACAUUUUACCCUUUAAAACCAGACAUGGCCUUCUUUUCCCACUGUGCCGAAGAUCAUCCAUACAUGUCAACGGAUCCAGCAUCUAUUCCCUCUCCCAUACUCAUUCCAUCACCAAACUCCUCUUUAUUUCCACAAUCACCUGGUAUGUUUCCACCACAGCAGCCAAUGGUAGUGUUUGGAAUGCCCGUGUACCUGCAUUUGCCACUUCAGCACCUGCUGCCACAAUUACCAAUACCAAUACCGACGCCAUAUACACCUUGCACACCAAUGGUUCCGCUUGAAAGCAAAAGAGACACCCUCAAAAAAAAUAUCAAGAAACAGUUGCAAUACUAUUUCUCAACCGAAAAUCUUUGCAAAGAUACCUACUUGAGGUCUCUAUUUGAUAAAACUGAUGGUAAACUAAAGGUAAAAAAAUUGCUCGAGUUUAAUAAAAUCAAAGUGUUGACACAUAAUGGGAAAUAUGCCGAGAUGGUUACUGGAGCAGCGAAAGAACUCCCACUUUUAGAAGUGCUCGAAGGCAAUGAGUAUAUUCGAUUGAAAACAUGGGAAAAGUGGGUUAUGCCGUAG
Molecule: messenger RNA, 1104 nt
Organism: Lodderomyces theae
Lineage: Eukaryota; Fungi; Ascomycota; Pichiomycetes; Serinales; Debaryomycetaceae
Gene: SLF1
Product: Slf1p
Exons: 1
Coding region: 1-1104 (367 amino acids)
Molecular function (GO): RNA binding
Source: RefSeq, a predicted model, not a curated record